AUGUACUGGAGUUUCGAAAGGUCCGCGACUGGGGUGGAGGGGGUGGGGGCAUCGAUGGAAACCAUCCCCGUGCCCUCCUACCUCUCGUCACCCAGACUCAACAUCAACUUCACUCCUACCUCUCGUCACCCAGACUCAACAAUCAACUUCACUCUUCAACAAUUUGCAAAGAUGGAACCUCCUCCCCGAUAUAGUGUUACGCUUGGAAAUACUCCACUUUCACGCUUUAACUUGGUCGUGAUAGAAGGCAACGUGGUCCUUAGGCGGGACCACAAUCCGUUCUGGAACUUUGAAUCACAUGGAGCGCAGGGGUACCGCAUUAGGCCACCAAGAACGGACAUGGUGGUGUUGAGCCUUGCCCCAGUCACAGAUGACAUACCCCCAGUUGAAUGGGCCAAUGCCAUGCUUCACCCUUUCAUCCGCGGCGAAAGCCAGCAGUGGAGGAUAGUUGGAAUGCCAGGAAUCCCAAACAAAUUCCUGCUCCAAAACGUGAGAUACGGUACAUUCUACCUGGCUGCUGAGGAUAACCCGGAUCGCAACCAGGAGGUUGCUGGGAGAGCCGAGAUCAAUGUCGGAGUAUGGCCCAUCCCGGAUAUCAAUAACCCACCCCCAAAGUUCCAAUGGAACAUUUCGCCCCUGACGGAGGCUGAGAGGCUUGAGGAGAUGGCGGCGGAUCAGGCGGCCGCGGUUGGGGCGGCGGCUGACGUGGCUGAGCAGAAUGCAUAG
Morchella sextelata is the source of this 726-nucleotide messenger RNA. RefSeq lists its product as uncharacterized. The record is from RefSeq and is a predicted model, not a curated record. Lineage: Eukaryota; Fungi; Ascomycota; Pezizomycetes; Pezizales; Morchellaceae. The coding region runs from base 1 to 726 and encodes 241 amino acids. The transcript is spliced from 4 exons.